UGGGGCAUCGUGAAGAUAUAGGGGCUUUGGUCUUUGGUUGAAACGGUUCCAGGCGAGAGUUGGUUAAAAGGAGAUGAGUAUUUUUAAAAAACUUUUUCGGACUAGCGUCCUUAAACACUCGGCGUUACAUCAGUGCGCGCUCCUCAUGACUGAGUGCGCGCGCUCUCUUCUGUGACGUACUUAGUUACCGGAAGUAAAGACGUUGUUCAGACAAACCAGACCGAGCCAGACGAGGCAACAUGGAUCCAAACACGACAAUUCUGCGAGUGAAGAGGAAACGGGGCACCGACCCCGCGGAUGCGCUCUUGCUGGCAUGCAAACGUAUCCGACCAGAGUCGGCCCAGAGUCCCGGCGAGACGGUACCAGAGCCCGCUGAAGCCGAAGUGGAGAACACCGUGUUCAAACUCGUGGCCACCGUAGCGACACAGGAUGCUCCUGUCCAGACACAAGUCCGCCACGCCCUCGCCCGGCCCCGCGUGGCUCACGCCCUGCGCCCGUCUGCCAACAGUUCUCAGCGGCUUUUAGGGGACCUGCGAAGCACAAAGUGGAGCACUCGCAAAGAGGAACGCUACAGGAUCCUGUCCAGUCACAGGACAGGUCUGUCCACUCCACCCGAGGCCCAGGACGCUCACACUGCAGAUCCAGAGGCUGCAGAGAAAACUGAGAAGCGUCAGGAGAAAUGGCUGGGUCUGGGUGAAAUUCAGGUGGUGGAUCUGGUUCAUGAGGACGUGGAUCAAAGCAAGUCCGCUGCCAAGACUCAGUCCUUGGACCCAGAGGUGAUCCUGUGCAACAAUACCAAGCUGCUGCGUGAGCGUCUCAACAUCUCUGGGGACCAAGCGACCGAAGAGCAGCGGAAUCUAGAGGACGACUACGUUUACGAUCUGUACUACCAGGAGUCGGUGACGCCAGGCUGGAUCCAGGACAUCCUGUCCGUCCGGGCGUACGCUGACGAGGGAGAACUGGUUCCUGACCUGGUAGUUCAUGAGGAGGAGGUGUAUGAAGACGAAGACGAUGAGAACAUGGAAAGCAACUGGAGGAACGACUACCCUGACGAAGAGAGCGACUCAAACAGUGACUCCGACUGUGACAGUGACAGAGAGGAGCGCUACGGCACUUUCUGGGAGGCGGAGCACUCGUACAGCCACAGGAGCUGGGAGCGCUACCAGCGGGACGUGCUGCAGGAGCUGGAGUGUCGCGGUGAGGACGAGGAGCAUGACGAUGCCGGCAACAAAUAUGAUUCCGACUGAUCGCUGACCAAGCAGAUUUCCUUCAUUUCCUGUUGAAGUCAACGCCACACUCCCGCCCCCUCCUCUGUGUUCAUGAAGAAUUGGCACCAGAUUUCCGUCACUCCAAAAUUCUUCCAGAAAUUGUAGCAACUGUGUAGCACUCAAAACCGGAGUGUUAAUGUGCCAACAGGAAUCAGUGUAGUUGCCCCCUGUUCCGGCUCUUUGCCACACAGACGACGGAGUGGGCCUCGUGCUUUUUUUUUUUUUCUAAAUGUGUGGUGAAGUGAACUUGUGUGUGCGUUUGUUCCAAAGUGGAUGUGCGUUAGAAACAUCGGUGUGGUGCGCCUCGUAUGCUUUGUGCUUGUUGACACUUUUGUUAGUGAGACGUCUCGCACCGCGUGCGAUUCCAGGUUUUAGAGCGUUUGCGUUUCUGUGCAUGGUAGUGUGUGUUCGUACAGCCGUGUGUGUGUGCGCUAGAUUUCUGUUUGCAUACGUGUGUUGUGUUGUUGUGGAACGGAGAGUUUGCUUCAGAACUGUACUCCUGUUUGUGGGACGUACAGAUUCUCGUGAAUGCCUGAAAAGAUUUUGUAAAUAUGUAGAUGUGUAUAAAAAGGCUUUCAAUAAAUGUAAAACAGAUUUUU
Molecule: messenger RNA, 1867 nt
Organism: Synchiropus splendidus (mandarinfish)
Lineage: Eukaryota; Metazoa; Chordata; Actinopteri; Syngnathiformes; Callionymidae
Gene: slc7a6os
Product: solute carrier family 7 member 6 opposite strand
Exons: 5
Coding region: 240-1247 (335 amino acids)
Biological process (GO): developmental process
Source: RefSeq, a predicted model, not a curated record